AUGCCCGAGCCAAGUAAGGAAUCGUGGUUAAAAGAGGCAGAAAAGUUCUAUAAAUACGCAAAUUUUCCAAACUGUUUAGGAGCCGUGGAUGGUAAACAUAUAAGAAUAAUUAACCCUCACAAUAGCGGAUCUAACUAUUUUAACUAUAAAAAGUAUUUUUCAAUUGUUCUUAUGGCAGUCGCAGAUUCUAAUUAUUGCUACAUUUCUAUCGAUGUUGGGUCUUUUAGAAGUUCAAAUUUUGGACAAAAACUUUACCAUGACAUGUUAGACCUACCGGAGGAUAAAAUACUCCCCGGUACUACCGGCCCAGCACUACCAUUUGUACUGGUAGCUGACGAGGCUUUCACUUUACAUAAACAUCUUAUGCGACCCUACCCCAAUAAAACAUUAGACAUAGAAAAACGUACGUUCAACUACCGCCUAUCUCGUGCAAGGCGGUAUGUGGAAUGUACCUUCAGCAUAUUGACUAACAAGUGGAGAGUUCUUCAUACGACCAUACUUACUGAUCCCGAUUUUGCUACAGAUAUAGUAAAAACAACAUGUGUUCUUCAUAACUUUGUACGGAGACGGGACGGUUUGAAAUACAACGACGAAUUGUUAACUUUUGAUCUACCUACAUUACCAAACUGUAAUACAUCUAGACUUUCUUAUGCCAUAAAUACGAGAUAA
This is a messenger RNA of Parnassius mnemosyne (clouded apollo), 669 nucleotides long. The record is from the annotation of a GenBank genome assembly. Lineage: Eukaryota; Metazoa; Arthropoda; Insecta; Lepidoptera; Papilionidae.